AUGUCUGACUGGACCUAUGAAAUGCUCCGAUAUGCUUUCAGCUGGAACGAUGAGUCAAGCGAAAAGGCACUCAAGUAUGUUGUUAACGGCAGAAGUCCGUCGGAGACAAUGUCAGAAAUCCAGCUUCUCGACAUACUGCUGCUAACCAUUCUGACUGAGAAAGAUGAAGUUGAAAGGACGUCUGCGCUCGUUUUCUUAGAGGAGCACGGCAAGAGUUUGGUCUUCGAUUAUUCGCGGCUUCACAAAGUAUACUUCGUGCUCGAGAACAUUCUGGGUUCACCAGUUGAUGGUCAGGGCAUGACGUAUUCAUUGAAGUCGCAAGUUCUGGUCACGUAUACGGCACUCUUGAUACAGUUCAACACCUUCGAGACAGACGUUGCUCGCUUCGAAGGCUUCGUGGAUCUGUUAUACUCAAUGGUAAAGCACACAAACAAGUCAGCGGAUCGAAUCCUUCGGGCCUAUGCCUGCGAGUGCUUGCACGAACUGGAGAGCUGGCAUCCAGGGCUUCUGUUUCCGCUACUCGGAGAGGACUGGACGGUGCCUCCCAUCUGGGCGGGUGGAAUGACAGCCACUGUGCAACAGGGCUCCUCCGUCGGCAUCAACACGCUUGCCAAGUUCGCCAACGACGAGCUGCUGCACAUACAGGAGAGCUAUGCGCGGCUCUUUUUCACCACGAUCCAGCAUUUCACUGAGCAGUUGGUGCAGGAGGCACUGAAGCAUCAGCCAGAGGAACGGCGCGAGGAUCUAACGGAGCUCUCGCUGCAGUCGGGCCUCACGACACCUCUGGCGGGGUCCAGGCCCGGCACGCCGCCCCUCACUCCACGCGGCGAGGACGAGACCGGCCAGUCCAGCCAGUGGGCGCUGCCUCAAGCGAAAGGCGACUCCAAGGACUCCAUGUUCCGCUUCCACAUCCCGAAGAACUGCCACGCAGGCCCGGAGUUCGCUUUUGACCUCGCAACGGAUCAGACACCUCCUCGAUUGCCUCGCAAACUAGUGAGGACCAUGACAAGAAGCAUCGGCUUGGUCCUGGAGGCGAUGCCCACAUCCUCGUCCUGGACCAAGAUCUUCAUCGCCGAACGCCUAAGCCUCUUCGUGAAAGUCUUAGCACUGCCGCAGCGCGUGGUCUUCCAUCACUUCUCGCCCUUGUUGCAUGCCUCACGGCCGUCCUUGCUGCACGCCUUCAUGGUGGUGAACGCACUCUUCACAGCAAAGGAGCUUGGCUCCAACACCGUGGCUGAGGCGGUGGUUCAUCGGCUCUUCGCACUGGUGCAGGAUGGGGCCAUGGAGCCAUGCUUUCGCUUGCUGUCCGUCAGCUGGCUCAUCGCUCUUUCGAGCUCUUCGAAGAUCUCUUUCAAUUUGCUCUGGGAGCGGGUGCAAGAGCUCUGCCCUCGCUGGCACGAUCCUUUGGAGCUGAAGGAGAUGAAGCUGCAAGCGCUACUGUACUGCUUCAAACUCUCGCAGAACCUGCCCAGCAAUCUGUUGAUCGUCCUGGAGUCCCUCUCGGAGUUCAAAUACUGUCAUCGGCCAGUGGGUGCCCAUGCCGUAGUUUUCCGUUUCCUACUCCGAGUACUGAUUGAUUUUGCACCGGAGAUGGACCGCCUGGAGGUUCCGCAAUCCUUGUGCGACAUGCUGCGGUCGCACCUGCGAUUGCUUCCUUCGGUUCUAGCGCUCAACCAGAGGGUGAACUCCAAGGCUGUCCAGUGGAAGCUGCUCCACUCACUCGGCCAGUUCGUUUCGCGCCUCGAGCCUCCAUCAAGGAUACAAAGGUACUUUGGCCUCCUCGUUAUUCUCUCCGAGACGCCCUGGCUGGACCCAAGUUACGUCCUGACGGCGCUACAUCGGCUGGUGUUCUGCCCAUCCUCCAGCCUGACAUGGGAAGCGGGUGUGCGCGUCCUCAUUACGUGCCGUCGAAUCAUCCUUUCGCAUCCUCAGGCCGUGAUCUACCAGCCGAUGCUCCGGCUACUGCAGCACCUGGCGACCUACCAGUCGGACGUCGACUUGCGCGACCGGUCCCUGCUCUAUCUGAGGCCCUGGAAGGCCCCCCUUGUAGGGUCUUGGGGUGGUUCGCUGAUGUUAGGCAAGAAUCGCAAGGCGUACUUCACGGCUCCUUCGCACAUUCGCCGAGUGCUUAUGCCUUUAAGCAAGGACCUCCGAACGAAGUACAAUGUGCGUGCGGUUCCCAUUCGACGGGAUGAUGAGGUUAGGAUCGUGCGGGGCCACUACAACGAUCGCGAAGGAAAGGUGACGCAGGUGUACAGGAAGAAGUUCCGUAUCCAUGUGGAGCGAGUCACCCGAGACAAGGCGAAUGGGCAGCCUGUGCCCAUCCCAAUCCAUUCUUCCAAGGUUGAGAUAACGAAGCUCAAGCUUGACAAGGACCGCAAGGCCCUCUUGGACAGGAAGAGCCGCUCUGUGAAGAAGGGAAAGUACACUGAGAAGGUACCUUUCCUGCGCUUCGUGAAGUCACCCGAUGAGCGCAAGAAGUGA
Molecule: messenger RNA, 2484 nt
Organism: Symbiodinium necroappetens
Lineage: Eukaryota; Dinophyceae; Suessiales; Symbiodiniaceae
Source: the annotation of a GenBank genome assembly